Molecule: messenger RNA, 3006 nt
Organism: Drepanopeziza brunnea f. sp. 'multigermtubi' MB_m1
Lineage: Eukaryota; Fungi; Ascomycota; Leotiomycetes; Helotiales; Drepanopezizaceae
Source: RefSeq, a predicted model, not a curated record
AUGCCUCUGGCCACUCGAAGAGGUGGGCUUUGUACAUUCCGUGCAUACAGAGCCACACGGUCCCUACAAUCCCCCUUACACCGCAAUAUACGAGCAGCAUAUUCCUCUGAAGCCGGUCUCAAAAUCAGCGGGAACACUUCGCAUCACCCAGCUGGAUCCCAAGUUUCUGAUCACAAGCUCUCAGACCGUAGCGCCAAAUUUCAACCUUUACGGCCCCAGUCCGAAGAACAUGAAUUAUUCGAAGGAUCAGAACUGCGCUCCAAAUCUACUUCGUCCGACCGAGAUGGCAGACAUCGUCCUCAGCUCGCUCGCGGCCGACUCAUUUCAGCCAAGAGACAUUUUGAUCCUAAAGAUUUCCGAGUGCGAAGAUUUCAAGGCAAUGCUCCCUACAACGCUAAAGAUAGUGGAAGUUGGCCCGAAGCUGCACCGUAUGCCCAAAGGGAUUCGCAUCUGAACGCACUCAGCUACUCAGACGUCCGUGGAGUGGGACGUCGUGGUAUUCAAGGCCCUGUUGCAAAGACCGAAACUACCUUCGGCGUCUUUGGGCGGCUCUUGCUCGAGCAGACUGCGAAUUUACGAUGGUCUCUGCUGCGCAAGGAAGAGGUAGCAGUCAAGGCUUGGGGUAUCAACUCGGAGAAAGAGCUAGACAAAAAAUUGCAAUUUUUCAAGGGCCGGCUCCGGGAGUGUAUAAAACUUGCAGAGGAAGGAAAGCUUGGGAAGUUCGAGAAUCCCCUAUUCUUUCGCUUGCGCACUGCAUUUAUAAAGCGCAAUAUGGUAGGUCUCGCCGAUGAGAUGAAAUUCGCAUUCAUGAAAGAAAUGUCCACAGAACAGUUUGCCGAACACCAUGCGACACAUCAACAGAAGCUCGCAGAUCUUCGGUACCCUUUGGAGUGGUUUCCGGCCACAAGGGCUCUACAACGGACUGUCCAUCUGCACAUAGGACCGACCAAUUCCGGAAAAACCUACCAUGCGCUGCAGAGGCUAGAGGCAGCAGAUUCCGGGAUAUAUGCAGGGCCUCUACGACUACUGGCACACGAAGUAUACACAAGGCUGAACGCUAAAGGUAAACCAUGUGCUCUAAUCACUGGUGAAGAACGGCGAAUUCCCGAGAACUUCCCAAGCGUCAUGAACAGCUGUACCGUCGAAAUGGUUCCGCUGAAUUGCACUGUCGAUGUUGCAGUCAUUGAUGAAAUUCAGAUGAUGGGCGACGACGAGCGUGGAUGGGCCUGGACGCAGGCUUUCUUGGGAGUCAUGGCUAAAGAGGUUCACCUUUGUGGCGAGACCCGUACCAGAGAAAUCAUCACAGAUUUAUGUGCAGCUAUGGGUGAUAAGCUCGUGGUCCAUGAGUACGAGCGUCUAAGCCCGCUAAAAACCCAGGAUCACAGCUUGAAUGGAGACUUGCGCAAUCUCGAAAAAGGCGACGCAAUUAUUCUCUUCUCUCGCGUAGCAAUUCACGCCAUGAAGCAGGAUGUAGAGAGAAUCACUGGAAAGCGAGCUGCAGUUGUAUAUGGCUCGCUGCCCCCCGAGACACGGGCUCAGCAAGCUGCUCUGUUUAACGACCCAAACAAUGAUUACGAUUACCUUGUUGCCAGUGAUGCUGUUGGUAUGGGUCUGAAUUUGAGCAUUAAGCGGGUCAUCUUUGAGACGACCUCCAAGCACGAUGGGGUAGCUCAUCGAAUAAUCAAAAACCAUGAGAUUAAGCAAAUUGCUGGUAGAGCUGGCAGAUUUAAGACUGCACAACAAGCCAUAGAUAAGGGCAAAGACGGUGAUGAACAAGUGGUGGAUCCGCUCCAACUCGAUACAGUCAAGAAACCUAGUCCCGCUGGGGGUAUGGUGACGACCUUGGAAAAUUUUGACCUUCCCAUAGUGCGAAGAGCUAUGAGAGCCAGUGUGCCACCUCUGGCGUCUGCUGGAAUCUUCCCACCAGGGGACAUCCUUCUCCGAUUCGCCAACUACUUCCCACCGAAAACACCGUUCAGUUACAUCAUCCUCCGGCUGCACGACAUGGCUUCACUGGGCUCACACUUCCACUUGUGUCGCCUCAAAGACCAGAUCAAAAUAGCCGAUGCCAUUCAAGAAUUCGACUUGUCGAACAUGGAUCGCAUUUCCUUGAUGAGCGCCCCUAUGAGCAUGAGAGAUCAUGGUAGCAUAGACUUUAUCAAGGAAUUGGCCAAUUGUAUAGCGGAGCAAAAGAAUGGCGCUCUUCUAGACUUGCAGGUCCCUGACCUGGAGCUUCUGGAUAGAGAUAUUCACGAUCAUGCGAACGGAUCCAAGGGCUACCUCAAGGACGCAGAGAUGCUCCACAGACAGCUCACUCUCUACUUGUGGCUGAGCUACCGCUUCGCUGGAGUCUUCAUUAGCCAAGCUCUUGCUUUCCAUGUCAAGGGCCUGAUCGAAGAAAAGAUAAACGAAUGUCUGUCGACAGUGCUAAUGGAUGAAGCGCAGAGGAGAAAGCUCACUUACUUGAGACGGAAAGGGAUUAAAGAACAGAUGGCGGCAGAGAAGAUGCAGCAGCAGCUUGCCGAAACGCCAAAUCAGCUGAAGGGAGAUAGUUUGAUACUCGGAAAGGAGGCAGAGAGUGCGGUAGAUUCUUCAGGAGCAGAUGUUGUUUUCCAAAACCUAGAGCUUGACAUGGAAGGAGAGGAACUCGAAGACCUCGCAUCUGAAAACUUCGACGUCGCAGAAACAGAACUCGCAGAGGAAUUGUCUCGUAAACGGGAGAGCCUUACUAUGGAAGAGUCGCUCGAGGGUCAGACGAGCGGGACUCUGGAGGUGGAGGAAGAAAGCCACGAUUCUGAGGACUCGCCACUUGCUGACGGCAAUAUGCCCACAAUACCCGAAGGCUCGGCCGAGCAUGAGGAUGAUGAGGCGGUUGUGCGAGAGAUCAAAUUGCAUGUCGUAGAGGACUUGUCUGCAUCAGAGAUGGUGCUGGUCCAGACGCCUGACGAAGGAGAUAUCGAGACCGAAGUCGUCGAUUCGGAUAAUCCCUCCAAAAAGAAUUACUAA